CCCAUCUGCCAUUUUGGUUUUGUUCCCGUCUGCAGUCGCAAAGCCAGCAACGCAAUUACAUAGGAGAGACUCUCAGCACAACGACAUAGUGACUCGACAAUAUAGUGCAGACUAUAUUAAAUCCCGCAUCGCGUUUCUCCCCCUCGUACUAAUCGUCGAAAUCAUCGUUAUUACUGACAUCUAGACACUGCUGGAGAGGAGCGGGUUCGCAUUGGGAAGGGCCCGAGAAGGAUUAUUGAUGUCCAGCUCGCCGCUGUCCAAGAAGCGUCGCGUGUCAGGAACAGAGACGAAGACGGGAUCCCACUGCUCCUCCUCUAACUCUGUCAGAACUGAUCUGUCCCACACACCUGCCAACGGCAUGGCUAAGAAUGGCAAUGAUGCUGAGAUCGAUGAAGGCCUGUACUCCAGACAACUUUAUGUGUUGGGCCAUGACGCCAUGAAGCGCAUGCAGAACUCCAAUGUCCUAAUCUCUGGUAUGAGAGGUCUUGGAGUGGAGAUUGCCAAGAAUGUCAUCCUUGGAGGAGUUAGAAGUGUCACUGUGCAUGACCAAGGAGUUGCAGAAUGGAGAGACCUUUCCUCUCAGUUUUACCUUCGGGAGGAGGAUCUGGGGAAGAACAGGGCAGAUGUCAGUCAGCACCGUUUGGCUGAACUCAACAACUACGUUCCUGUGACAGCCUACACCGGAGCACUGACCGAAGACUACGUGACCAAGUUCCAGGUGGUCGUGCUGACUAACUCCACUCUGGAAGAGCAACAGCAUGUGGGCGAGUUCUGCCACAGCAAGGGAAUCAAGCUGAUUAUCGCAGACACACGCGGUCUGUUCGGCCAGCUUUUCUGUGACUUUGGUGAGGAGAUGAUAGUCCAUGACACCAAUGGAGAGCAGCCACUGAGUGCCAUGAUUUCCAUGAUCACCAAGGACAAUCCAGGUGUUGUGACAUGUCUGGACGAGGCUCGUCAUGGCUUUGAGAGCGGAGACUAUGUCACUUUCACAGAAGUCCAGGGUAUGACAGAGCUCAAUGGCUGCCAGCCUGUGGAAAUCAAAGUUCUAGGUCCAUACACCUUCAGCAUCUGUGACACAGCUGGCUUCACAGAUUAUGUAAGAGGAGGAAUUGUCUCCCAGGUCAAGAUGCCCAAGAAGAUCGCUUUCAAAUCCCUCUCUUCCUCCAUGGCUGAGCCAGAGUUCAUGAUGACAGACUUUGCCAAGUUCGAGCGUCCAGGACAGCUGCAUGUGGGCUUCCAGGCUAUCCACGCCUUCCAGAAGAAACACAACCACCUUCCUGCACCUUGGAGCCAGGCUGAUGGUGAGGAGCUGUUGACAUUGGCCAAGGAGGUGAACUCUGCCCAGACAGGAGCAGCUAAAGUGGAGCAGUUGGAUGAAGCUCUUAUUAAAAAGCUGUCAUACCUUGCUGCUGGUGACCUGGCCCCUGUCAAUGCCUUCAUUGGAGGUCUGGCUGCACAAGAAGUAAUGAAGGCAUGCACAGGAAAAUUUAUGCCCAUAAUGCAGUGGCUGUACUUUGAUGCCUUGGAGUGCCUGGCUGAAGAGGAUGGAGUCACUCUCACAGAAGAAGAGUGUGCCCCUAGGAACAGUCGAUACGAUGGGCAGAUUGCAGUGUUUGGCACCAAACUGCAGGAUAUGCUUGCCAAACAGCGCUACUUCCUGGUUGGAGCCGGUGCCAUUGGCUGUGAGCUCAUGAAAAAUUUUGCCAUGAUUGGACUGGCUUGCGGGGAGGGUGAGGUCAUUGUGACAGACAUGGAUACCAUAGAGAAGUCCAACCUCAACAGACAGUUCCUCUUCAGACCAUCAGAUGUCACGAAAAUGAAGAGUGACACAGCUGCUGCAGCAGUGAAGCAGAUGAACCCAUCCAUCAGGAUCACAGGUCACCAGAACAGGGUCGGCCCUGACACAGAGAGGAUCUACGACGAUGACUUCUUUGAAAGCCUUGAUGGAGUGGCCAAUGCACUGGACAAUGUUGAUGCACGUAUGUACAUGGAUCGGAGGUGUGUGUACUACCGUAAACCCCUACUGGAAUCUGGUACUCUUGGUACCAAAGGCAAUGUCCAGGUCGUGAUCCCCUUCCUCACAGAGUCCUACAGCUCCAGCCAAGACCCACCUGAGAAGUCCAUCCCCAUCUGUACCCUCAAGAACUUCCCAAAUGCCAUUGAACACACACUGCAGUGGGCCCGUGAUGAGUUUGAGGGACUUUUCAAACAGCCACCAGAGAACGCCAUGCAGUACCUCUCAGAUCCUAAGUUCAUGGAGCGUACUCUGAAACUUCCCGGAGCUCAGCCCGUGGAGGUGCUGGAGGCUGUUUACAAGAGUCUCGUCACAGACUGCCCCCACAGCUGGGCCGACUGUGUAGCCUGGGCACGCAACCACUGGCAGUGCCAAUACAGCAACAACAUUCGCCAGCUCCUGCACAACUUCCCCCCAGAUCAGCUCACUAGCUCUGGUGCCCCCUUCUGGUCUGGCCCAAAGAGAUGUCCUCACCCCCUAGAAUUCAGUACUAGCAAUGACCUGCACAUGGACUAUAUAAUGGCAGGAGCCAACCUGUUUGCCCAGACAUACGGCUUGCCAGGCAGCACUGAUCGUGCAGGUGUGGUCAAGCUCUUGCAGGAGAUCAAGGUGCCACCCUUUACCCCACGUUCAGGGGUCAAAAUCCAUGUCUCUGAUCAGGAGCUGCAGAAUAGCAAUUCCUCUGUUGAUGACUCCAGAUUGGAAGAGCUGAAGGUCCAGCUGCCUUCUCCUGAGACCUCCCAGUUCAAACUCUGCGCCAUUGACUUUGAGAAGGAUGAUGACACCAACUUCCACAUGGACUUCAUUGUGGCAGCAUCCAAUCUGAGAGCAGAGAACUAUGACAUUCCCCCUACUGACAGGCACAAGAGCAAACUGAUAGCUGGCAAAAUCAUCCCUGCCAUCGCCACCACCACAGCUGCAGUGGUGGGUCUGGUUUGCCUGGAGCUCAUCAAGAUUGUCCAAGGACACAAAAAACUGGAGUCAUACAAGAACGGCUUCAUGAACUUGGCCCUGCCUUUCUUUGCCUUCUCUGAGCCCAUCGCCGCUCCCAGACACAAGUACUAUGAAAUUGAAUGGACGUUGUGGGAUCGCUUUGAGGUCACAGGGAUGCAGCCCAAUGGGGAGGAGAUGACACUCCGACAGUUCCUGGACUACUUUAAAAAUGAGCAUAAGUUGGAGAUCACCAUGCUUUCUCAGGGAGUGUCCAUGCUCUAUUCCUUCUUCAUGCCUGCUGCCAAACUCAAAGAGAGACUGGACCUGCCGAUGACAGAGAUUGUGACUAAAGUGUCUAAAAAGAAGCUGGGCAAGCACGUGAAAGCCCUGGUGUUUGAGCUAUGCUGUAACGACCUGUCAGACGAAGACGUGGAAGUGCCCUAUGUCAGAUACACCAUCCGCUGAGCUCCACACUGAACCCACCCACAGGAGGGUGGGGGUUGAGGGAUGGGGGGGUGGGGAGG
Molecule: messenger RNA, 3471 nt
Organism: Thunnus maccoyii (southern bluefin tuna)
Lineage: Eukaryota; Metazoa; Chordata; Actinopteri; Scombriformes; Scombridae
Gene: uba1
Product: ubiquitin-like modifier activating enzyme 1
Exons: 26
Coding region: 239-3412 (1057 amino acids)
Biological process (GO): protein ubiquitination; ubiquitin-dependent protein catabolic process; DNA damage response
Cellular component (GO): cytoplasm; nucleus
Molecular function (GO): ubiquitin activating enzyme activity
Source: RefSeq, a predicted model, not a curated record